Cuscuta epithymum is the source of this 781-nucleotide messenger RNA. NCBI's taxonomy places the organism in Eukaryota, Viridiplantae, Streptophyta, Magnoliopsida, Solanales, Convolvulaceae. The record is from the annotation of a GenBank genome assembly.
GGAGGCGUGAAGACUUGUUCGAGUGCUCUUUCGACGCGGCCAUCCUCAUAGACGCGGAAAAGGGGGAAGAAAUCGUGAACCACUUUGGUUGAGCUAGGAGAAGCCAUGGCUGAGUGGAAGAGGUUGACGGGUGGAGCAAUAAUGGUGAUAUUGGUCCAAUGGUGCUAUCCUUUUGUUUCUUAUGUGUGGUCUUCAACAUGCCAGGAUUGCCAGAGUUACUACGAUGCCCACACGCUCCUUUCCUGUGUUCACAUUCCUUGCGGAAGGACCGGAAGCCAUCUAGCUUCUUCUUCCUCGCCAAUAAUUUUCAAAGUUUAGAGGUUAUAUACAUUAUACUAAAAGGCGUGAACAAGACUAUGCAAGUAUUUGAACGAUGGAACUUCAGAAAGCGAUUAGUCCUAGAACGUCAAACAGAAAGCAGAGAACAAAAAUUCAAGGGCAGAUGGACAGAUUUUGAGCACACUAUAUGCGCAUACUCAAUUUUGCGAAGAUCAAUGGACCAUAGACUUGCGGAACUGAAGGAUGAGACAAAGCAGAUGCUUUCAAUGGCACACACAUCAUGACAAAAAGAUUGAAUGAAGGACUACAUGUAGCAUAUUUAUGACACUUUUAUCUUUUGUAAAAAGAAGUGUUUGAAAAGUUGUUAACUAACCAUUACUAGUACUACUGGGUAUAUGUUUUUAAUGUAUCAUCUUUAUAGUUUUAAUAUAGUUUUGCUUUUCUAUAAUUCUCAUUGGACAAUACAUUAUGUGCAUAUCAUUCUAUUAAUUCAGUACUCAUA